UCAGCACACUGCACACUUUUCCACAAUCUCUCUGCUCCUCAUCCUAAUUUGACCUCCAUCUGCACCACAGUGUAACUGUACCAACCGUGGGCUGUGGGGACUGAACGCUGCGAGGCCUGGGUCAGUGAAUGUGCUGUGGGAUGACUUGGAAAGCAAUGGCAGGUGCACUACUGCUCACUCUGAGCCUUAUUUUGCUGGGGUGUGGAGCUGAGGGCCAGGGAAACGGACGUGAUAAGAAAGAGGUGCCGGGCAGUUCUACCGUCUAUCUGGGCCAGAACACGCACGACUGGAGGCCGCUGAUCCACACAACGGUCAACCUUAGUUUGAUCGGCAGCAUCAAAUCCUCCUUUCAGCUCCGCACAUUUGACCCAGAAGGUCUGGUUUUCUACGGAGACACAAAAAACGGGGAUGACUGGUUUAUUUUGUCGCUGAAAGACGGCGUCCCUCUGAUGCAGAUCAACAAAGAAGGCAUGCUCGUCAGCGUAGCGGGCACCCCGAGGCUCAAUGACGGGAAAUGGCACACAUUGGAAGUGAGCAACCAGGGCAAGUUCGUAAUUCUGGAGGUGGAUGGCACUGGCGGGCUGGUGGUGGGCAUACAUUCCAAGCAGAUGGAGGAGGUCGCUUACGGUAAACUUCGACUGUCCCUUGGCGGGAUGCUGAUCGGCAAAGAAAAGAUGAUUGUUCAGUUCAAUCCCAAAAUGGAUGGCUGUGUGCGGAAAGGCAACUGGCUGAACCUCACCGUCCCAUGGGUGGCAGAGGCAGACGAGCUCCAGCCUUGCUAUGAAAACAUCCAACCUGGCAGCUACUUCCCUGGCACAGGAUUUGCCAUUUUCAACACCUCAGAUUUCCAGAUCGAUGGAGAUCACGAGGUCCAUAUUGAAGUGUGGGGGGAUUUCAGCCAGAUGGACGGGACCCUUUUGAGCAUCAAAGCUGAUGGGGAGGAGCUCAUGUUCUCUGUGGUAGCUGAUAAUAACACAAAGAACUUCACAUUCACCUCUAGGGAAGAGGUGUUCACUAUGAAAAACACUUUCAAGAGGCUCCAAAUUAAGUUUCUGAAGGAUUCGCUGAGGGUGGUUAAACAUGAGGAUGAAUCAUCGGCUGAUUUUUCAGUCAGUGCAGGGAGCAACACCAGUUAUUUAUCAGCUUGGAGAGAUGGUCAUCUUGCCAUUGGAGGCCUUUUGGGUGAGAAUGACGACGAUGUCGGCUCCCAGUUCUUGACAGGCUGUCUGGAGAAGAUCCAGGUCCAAGGGAAGGAUUUGGAUCUGGAUUCGGCGCACAUCAAACACGUGUCCGUUUCCUCUCACAGCUGCCCCGCUUAAACCACGAAAGCAUGCUUACACUUUAUGAUAUGCUGAGUAGACAUGGUGUUUGCAGUGAUGAGCACUAAAGUGUUUUAAGUCAGAAUUUUAUACUUGUACCAGUGAAUCUCCAAAGUCUAAAUAAUUUAGUGCUAAAUAUUAAUAUUUUACGAGAUGUCUCUUCCACUUUCCCACUUUUAACACAACAUACAGAUAAAUCUGAUAAAUGUGAGCAGUUUUGUGACCCUGGUACGUGCAACAGCAAGCUGUUGAAUAAAAUAUGAC
Molecule: messenger RNA, 1583 nt
Organism: Pelmatolapia mariae (spotted tilapia)
Lineage: Eukaryota; Metazoa; Chordata; Actinopteri; Cichliformes; Cichlidae
Gene: shbg
Product: sex hormone-binding globulin
Exons: 8
Coding region: 129-1319 (396 amino acids)
Molecular function (GO): steroid binding
Source: RefSeq, a predicted model, not a curated record